AAGGCAAAAAAAAAAAAAAAAAAGAAAAAAAAAAAAAAAAAAAACUUACUCUCUAUCACAUGGACUAGCCUUGCAUACGAAGAAUCUAGUGAUAUGGGUUGAAUCUGUGAGGUUUUGAACAUAAAAGGGAGAAAUUUUUGGAGAAGGUGUGUUGCUGGUUAGAUGUCGGACGACUAACUAGUCAAUUAUUUCUAUUUUUAAAGAGCUUGCUGGAAAUUAUCUGGAGGUAGGGGGAAAUGAAGAAGAAGCAAUGCACAUGAGAAAAAGAAAGCUCGGUUAGAAAGUGAUGGAAAAGUUAACGGAAGGAUGUUAUCGGUUAAGUUUGAAAAACUUAAAGUUAUGUUUCAGUUAAGUGGGAUAUCGUAAGGAUGCAGUGAAAGUUGAGGUGAAAUAAAAAGGUCAAAAGCUCAGAAAAAGAGGAGCGAGAGGGGUUUGGCAAUUUACACGAGCAGAUUUUUCUGUAAUCAGUCUGCUAUUUCCUAUUUUUCUAACAUAUACUCCGAGCUAAGGUGUGUGAAUCAGCGAUUGAACGAUUGUCAUUGUGGUGUUGAGCAGCGAUUCAAUUAUCUAAAUGGCCGGAAGACAUUACAGUGCUGCUUCUGGAACCUUCAAACCCAGAUCUCCGGCACUACUUUUCCUCCUCUCAUUUCUCGCUCUCACCCUUCUCUUCUACAUCUUCUCCAGCUUCUCCACUUCUUCCCCGUCCCACUAUUCCUCCCGAAACCCUAACUCCGAGAUCGAUUACUCCUUUGUAGCUUCACUCGAGAAAUUCCUAACCAAAUCUCCGCGAUCCCCGACGGCCGGUGACGAUACAGUUUCAGGAACAACGUCAGUUGAGGAUGCUAAGAACCUGGACGAUUCCGUUUGGAAAAAUGAGAAUCAAAGGCUUUAUGAUGAGCCGUUUUACCCUGCUUUUUCGCCUCUCAAAGUUUAUGUAUACCAAAUGCCAUCGAAAUUCACUUAUGAUUUGCUCUGGUUGUUUCAUAACACGUAUAGAGAGACUUCGAAUCUCACCUCUAAUGGUAGUCCUGUUCACCGCUUGAUUGAACAGCAUUCAAUUGAUUACUGGUUAUGGGCGGACUUAAUAGCACCAGAAUCAGAGAGGCUAUUGAGGAAUGUAAUUAGAGUGCAUAAGCAGGAGGAAGCUGAUCUGUUCUACAUUCCGUUUUUCACUACCAUUAGCUUCUUCUUGAUGGAGAAGCAGCAAUGCAAGGCUCUUUAUAGGGAAGCUUUGAAAUGGGUUAUGGAUCAACCAGCUUGGAAUAGAUCUGAGGGAAGAGAUCACAUACUUCCAGUUCAUCAUCCUUGGUCUUUCAAGUCUGUCCGCAAGUUUAUGAAGAAAGCUAUUUGGUUGCUCCCAGAUAUGGACUCAACAGGGAACUGGUACAAGCCUGGGCAAGUUUAUCUCGAGAAAGACCUGAUACUUCCUUAUGUUGCCAACGUUGAUCUAUGUGAAGCAAAAUGUUUAUCUGCAUCAAAGAGAACUACACUGCUAUUUUUCCGGGGGAGACUUAAAAGAAAUGCUGUAAGAUUAAUAUCUCAUUUAGUUCAUUUGCCACUUUAUGUUAAUUUCUUGCUAUUGCUCGUGUACUGAGUUAGUUAAAAGACGAUAUCUUAUGAUGGUUUUGAAAAGAAUUGGAGCUCUCCUAGUGAUUACUAAGUGGGUUGUAUGCUACCAUGCUGGCUUUAGUAAUUUUCCUGACAUCUGCAGAGCAUUCGGGUGA
Nicotiana tabacum (common tobacco) is the source of this 1724-nucleotide messenger RNA. The record is from RefSeq and is a predicted model, not a curated record. Lineage: Eukaryota; Viridiplantae; Streptophyta; Magnoliopsida; Solanales; Solanaceae.